Molecule: messenger RNA, 6186 nt
Organism: Notolabrus celidotus (New Zealand spotty)
Lineage: Eukaryota; Metazoa; Chordata; Actinopteri; Labriformes; Labridae
Product: serine/threonine-protein kinase BRSK2
Exons: 19
Coding region: 1195-3795 (866 amino acids)
Biological process (GO): microtubule cytoskeleton organization; intracellular signal transduction; protein phosphorylation
Cellular component (GO): cytoplasm
Molecular function (GO): tau-protein kinase activity; protein serine/threonine kinase activity; ATP binding
Source: RefSeq, a predicted model, not a curated record
AGUGGGACCCGGAUGCUGAUGCGAGUGAGACGAAGGAAGGAAGAGGAGAGAGAAAAUAUCGAUUUACGGCAAGAAAAACCGAAGGGAGUAUAAUACAGGGGGCCUUAACCCUGCGUGAACUAUAAUCAGAAUUGAGGAGGGGAAUAAGGCAGUCGAUAAUAGUGCGGGUUAAUCUGCGGGCUUCUGUGUGUGUGUGUUUUUUUUACCUGAGUGAGGGAGGAGGACACGCCAAAGGAGAGAGGAGAAGAUGCUGUGAUCCGCUACUUGCAGCAGCAGGGAUGUAGAGAGGGAGCGACGGGGAGAGGCAGGGAGGGGGAGGACUACGCUACACCAAAGGAUGGUUGUUUUGCAAGGAGAUAUUGUGAGAAUGCGGCGGCAGUGUGAUAAUAAAUCUUACCGUUUGGUGAUGUCCGGAAACUUCAGGAGGUGUCGGUUCUUUUGACAGGCGGCGCGAGCGCGGCCGUUGGUCCAGGCGUUGAAGCUACAGCUAGCCUCGCUGCUGUGUGGGAGAGCGGCGGCGAGGCUACAAUAGCAUGUUGUUGCACCUGUAAAACAGGCCUGACAGAGAGAAAUACAUUGAUUUUAUUUUCAUUCCUAACGCCCACUUGACGUAUACAACGUUUUUGUAGCUAUACUCAACCGGCAAUGACAUAUAUUUCGUGAAUAAACUCGUUUUUAAAGGCGAAUAUUCACAACGUCAACGUUAGUAUGCGAUAAUUCUCAUAAUAACCGUCAUAUACAGUUAACGUCGUGCAAGUUAAGCAAAUAAGCUCAUGUACAAAAGUAAGGGUUGACCACCUUGCCAUGUUUAUAUCUAAAUGGUAGUUGUCAGUAUUUAACGCUUAAAACAGCCUAUUAAAUUACUGUCAUAUCUGUGUUUCUGCUUUAAUCUCCCACUAGCAAGCUGUUUUGUUAAGUAUAAACAUGUUUAAUGUGCUUUAGAACAAAAUAUUUAGCCAUGUGUAGAUGAAAAAUGUCCAUUUAUCAUCCAGAUGUUUUGUACCCACACCAGUUUGACAUCUCUCCAGAGUAGCAGUGUCAUCACUGAAAGAAAUUAAAAAUAUCUCCUCGUCUGUGUUCAUCACCGUCCUGUAUGCCUCCGUAACUUCUGUAUAAGCUGUAGAAUAUUACAGUUAUUGCAAUAAACAGUGCAGUAGUAGUAGUUGUAGUGUCUUAGCCUCCAGUAAGAGCAGUAUGAGUAAGGAACUGUCUCUAAGUCAGUCAGCUCAGUAUGUUGGGCCCUACCGACUGGAGAAAACACUGGGGAAGGGUCAGACGGGACUGGUCAAGCUCGGGGUCCACUGCAUUACGGGUCAGAAGGUAGCGAUUAAAAUAGUCAACAGAGAGAAGCUGUCUGAGUCAGUCCUGAUGAAGGUUGAGAGGGAGAUUGCUAUUCUCAAACUGAUCGAGCAUCCGCAUGUGUUGAAGCUGCAUGAUGUUUACGAGAAUAACAAAUAUCUGUACCUGGUGUUGGAGCAUGUGUCAGGAGGAGAGUUGUUUGACUACCUGGUAAAGAAAGGCCGGUUGACCCCGAAAGAGGCCAGAAAGUUCUUCAGGCAGAUCAUCUCUGCUUUGGAUUUCUGCCACAGUCAUUCCAUCUGUCACAGAGACCUGAAGCCAGAGAACUUGCUCCUGGAUGAAAAAAACAACAUCCGUAUUGCUGACUUUGGCAUGGCCUCCCUACAGGUGGGAGACAGUCUGUUAGAGACCAGCUGUGGAUCACCACAUUACGCUUGCCCUGAAGUCAUACGGGGGGAGAAAUAUGAUGGGCGGAGAGCAGAUGUGUGGAGCUGUGGGGUCAUCCUUUUUGCUUUACUUGUGGGGGCCCUACCUUUUGACCAUGAUAACUUGCGCCAGCUCCUGGAGAAGGUGAAAAGCGGUGUAUUCCACAUGCCACACUUCAUACCCCCGGACUGCCAGUCCCUGCUCAAGGGCAUGAUUGAAGUUGACCCUGAAAAAAGGCUCUCGCUGGAGGCCAUCCAGAAACAUGCCUGGUAUCAGGGUGGCCGUAAUGAGCCGUGUCCUGAGCAGCCUCCUCCCAGGCGAGUGUGUGUGAGGCGAAUCUCGUCCCUGACUGAGCUGGACCCAGAUGUGUUGGACAGCAUGCACUCCCUGGGAUGUUUCCGAGACCGCGGCAAGCUCACACGUGAUCUGCAAUGUGAAGAAGAAAACCAGGAGAAGAUGAUCUACUACCUUCUGCUGGACAGAAAAGAGCGAUACCCAAGCUAUGAGGAUGAGGACUUGCCUCCGCGCAAUGACGUAGCAGACCCUCCUCGAAAGCGAGUCGACUCUCCAAUGCUGACACGUCACGGCCGCUGUCGCCCCGAGAGGAAAAGUCUUGAGGUGCUGAGUGUUACUGAACAGGGGUCUCCUACCCCGCCUCGCAGGGCCCUGGACACAGCUGCACACAGCCAGAGGUCUCGCUCUGUCAGUGGAGCAUCAACUGGUCUCUCCUCCAGUCCUCUCAGCAGUCCUAGGUCCUAUCAGAGCCCAGUCUUCACUUUCAGCCAAUCAGACGUCACCUCUGCCACCGCUACCCCCCUCACAAAGGAGCCCAAACAGGGAAGCACCACCACUCCUCGCUCUGCACGGGCUCACGACAAGCCCAAAGCUCCUCCCAACCCAAAGACCCAGACCCUGCCCACCAAGGGACCCACCGAGCGACCCCACCUGCAGCCCAUCAAAUCCCUGCCUCUGCACAACCCAUCCUCCCGCUCACCCUCCCCUUCUCCGCUCCUGUCACCCAUCCCCCGUUUUUUCUUCCCCUCGUCCUCUGUCCUAAAGUCAGUGACUAAGAGCUUCUACCCAAACUCUGCCCACUCUGUGCCACAGGUCACCCCCCAGGGCUCUCCAUUGCCCACGCCCUUGGGCACCCCUGUUCACCACCCUCACCACCCUUCCUCCACCCCGCCCUCCUCUUCCUCGUCCUCAUCCUCUUCGCGGGCGGAGGGAGGGGGAGGGGUGGGCUCGCUGUCGCUGACCCCGCCUUCAAGCCCAGGAGGGGGAAGCGGCAUGGCAGCCAGCAGCUCCGCCCACUGGAGGACUCGGCUCAAUUCUUUCAAAAACAACCUGCUGGGAUCGCCGCGUUUCCAUCGCCGCAAACUGCAAGUUCCUACUUCAGAAGACAUGUCCAGUCUAACACCAGAGUCCAGCCCUGAGCUGGCUAAGAAGUCGUGGUUUGGGAACUUCAUCGGCUUGGAGAAAGAGGAGCAGAUCUUUGUGGUGAUCAGAGACAAACCUCUGAGUUCUGUCAAAGCUGACAUAGUCCACGCCUUCCUGUCUAUCCCGUCGCUCAGUCACAGCGUCCUCUCCCAGACCAGCUUUCGAGCAGAGUACAAGUCCUCAGGCGGUCCCUCCGUCUUCCAGAAGCCCGUCAAGUUCCAGGUGGACAUUGCUUUUUCCGAAGGCGAGAGGGAGCGGGACAGGGAGAGGAGCGAGAGGGAGGGCAGGAGGGAGACAGGGAUCUACAGCGUGACGUUCACUCUCAUAUCAGGUCCAAGUCGCAGGUUCAGACGAGUGGUGGAAACGAUUCAAGCUCAGCUUCUCAGCUCUCAUGAUCAACCCAUGGUGCAAGCCCUGUCUGAUCCCUUUCCAGAUGAGAAGAACGGCCGGCCCCAUGGGACCCCUACCCGCCAAAACUCGAGGCGUUCCGAGGGUGGGGGCGACAGGUGUGAGUGGGGAGACCGCGCAGAUGGCGGAGGAAUCGGAGGCAGCGGGGGAGUUCUGCAACGCAGAGGCUCAGCGAAAGAGAGAACCCGACUGCUGUCUUCAAACGGAACCCAGUCCCAACCUUAGGAUAGAGAGUGAGACUACGCAGUAGGAUGCCUGAACUACACCAGACAGACGACAGUGUAACUCCAUCUCCAAGUAUCCCUGCAAGCCAUGAGCUACUCCUUUUCUUCCUUGGCUAAGUUGUGAAGGUGCUUGACCACAGCAAGGGUUGAGCCUUUUCCCCCUCUCAUGCUUUUUUUCCCCCCAACUCCACAUACUUUUGAUCUUUCGGAUCACCAGGAUUCCUACCCUUGAAUGAGAAGGAAGUGUUAGGGAAUCACCCUUUAAUGAAAACAAUAAUAUGUGAAUGAGCAGUUUGGUAUCCGUCAUAGAUACAGCUUCAAAGAUAAAACAAACUAGGAAUUUUGAAGUGCUAAUGUGCAUGCCAGUUAGCAAAUCAGCCUGCUACAGGAUGCUGACAUGAUCAGAUAGGCUAGUCUACCAUAUCAUCAUAAUACAGUAUCCAACACCAAAAAGAGUCUCUUAAAAUUAACCAGUGCGCUCAUAUCAUUAUCAAGCAACAUGCAAAUACGAGUCCAUACUGAGAGAAAUAUAGAUGCACCAUAAGAGUUAGCUCCCUUGUUAGGGAGGAGCAGAACAAGAGGGAGGGGAAACUGCGUCCUGGAACUCCGGCAGUGUCUUCUCCUGAGGUAAAGAAAACCAACAAAGUAAGCUAAGUAAGUGAAUGUGAAAAAAAUAUUUUUUUAUUUCAUUUUUGUUUGUGUUUACAUGUUUCUUUGGAGGGUGUCAGUAGCACAGAGAUAGCAGUGAAGACAGACUGAAAACACUCUGCCAGUGUUGAGGAGGAGGGGGAAGCUGACCGAUCGCUCUAGUUUUGAUUCUUUUUGUAUUUUCUUUUCAAUCAGAGACGAUAUGGAACCAUGCACAUAUGAUUUUUGCAUUGGACCUCUGUUGCUCUGAAGAAAAGUAUUUUUGGUUUGAACAGAAAUAUGAACAUUACUAUAUGAAAAAAAAAACACUAUGAAUAGUUCCAUGAACCUCAUCACAGCUGUUUGUGCCCUGAUUGAAUGAGAAGAGUGAUCAAAUAGAAGCCACCUAUCUCUUGUCUCCUAAUGCCAUAGUAUUCACAAACUGACUCGGAACAAAAAAAAGAAAAGGAAGUUCAUCUAUGGACUACUCACAACGCUGGACUUCAUCUAUACCGGUGUGCGAUGUCAAUUCCUUGUUAAACAGGACUUCAUAAAUGGGAAGCAAGCAAAAGAGUCUCCUUACCCCCCCCCUGCCCUGUGCUCCUCACGUCAGUGUUCCCAAACGAGCCAAGUAGUCCAUCGCUGCACCCUCGCUCACCACAGAGAGUCGCACCAUUCUGCAAGCGGACGUAGCAGCUUGGGACGGUCAUGUUGUAAUACUCCAGCACUCUGUCAUACUAGUCAAUGUUCAUCACCAGUCUUCCAUACAGCACAAUAUGCAACAAAAGUGCAGAAUGUGUUAAGUGAGAUUUAUGCUACUGUUCUGUUCAUUUAUACCUUUUCUAUUUAUUUGUCCAUAAAUCUAUCCAUCUAUUUAUUUAAUUUAUGUAUUUAUAUUUGUUUAUUUAUUGACAGUUUAUGUUAUUUAUUUACUUUAUUUGUAAAUGGAUUUAUUUAUGUAUUUUUUUGGUCACUUUAUUUUGUUAUGUACAUUUUUAUGAAUUAUAUUUUAUGCCAAAAAUAUAUAUCCAGAGCUAAUUUAAAAAAAAAAAGUUAGAUUUAAUUUCUCAUUAGCACCGUUAGUUAACACUUUUUUUUCCAUACUAAACUUUGAUAGCAGUUCUGACUAGUUGCUCCAGUGCUCUUUGUUUAUCUCACAUCUUUUUGUGAUGUUUAUCUCUGAUAACUGGAGUGCGUGUGUGAUGACAGUCGAGUGUGACUGAGCAGAAAACUUUGCAGCACCUGCAUUUGAGCUGACUACAUAGGGAGAUUUCAGCUGACCCAGGAAAUAUCUACUUAAAUUAACAUAUUCAAACCCUAACAGGCACGUGAUUUCUCUCACAACACACUGAAUGCUUGCUAAUUUCGCUCCAUCUCUUGCUUUAAAUGCCUUGUCCCUUUGACCUGUCUGUCUGCCUCUUCACCUGUCGUGUGGCCCAUCAUCACGAGAGAAACUGUACAAAGUUGUUUGCCUCACCAUCCGUACACACUUUAUGAUUGCUCACCAUCACUGUCACUUCUCAUCUUUCUCAUCACCACAUCACUUUCAUUGACCCAACUCUGGCUAAGAUUGUAAACUAUUCUCCAUUCAUAAGGGUCAGUAGAAUAAGGUGUUUAAAAAAGAAAUGUCUGUAUCAUGAUUUAAAUAUAAAAAGUGCACUAUUAUAACUAUUGCCUGUGAUAAAAAGAACAAUUAUGAUUGAAGUGAUGGUCAAAAUAAAGAGAGAUCCACCUUAUUGUUAUGGUUACAAUAAUUAACCCUAAA